AUGACAGCGGGCCGACAAUCCCGCUUCGGCCAAUGGGCCGGUGUCAGCCCAGGAGAGACUGGCAAAGCUGCUUCCGAAGAAGCUGUGAAGCAAGAAGUUGCGGUGAAGCGACCUCAGCCCAGAUCAAGGCCGCUGAAGCAGGACCGCCGCUCAAGUACGUUUGCGAACCCAAGAUGGAUCCGUGUGGUGUUUCAGCCACGUGUUGCAGUCCGAAAAUCCCCGACCCUCACAUCUCCCACUGUCACCUUCCUCGAUGCCGGGGAGGUGGUCGAGAUCGCGGAAGUCAAAGCAGGCUGGGUGAGGCUUGCCGACGAAGAGAAGGAUGACCGGGAUGUGUCGGACGACUGCGAAGCCUGGGUGCUGCAGGAUGGCAAAGAGGUCAGCCUGGGAGUCUUGUGUGAGGACUGGGAGCCACGCUGGUUCUGUGUGGUCUUCGAGACGCAAGUGGCUGUGCGCAAGAAGCCUUCCUUGCAGGCACACCCUGUGGCCUUUCUGAAGACGGGAGAGAUCAUCGAGGCUGCCGAAGUCUCCCAGGGCUGGGUCAGGCUCUCGGAGGCGGACCGAAGGAGACUGGACGUGUCGGAGGACUGCGGGGCGUGGGUGCUGAUUAAUGGCCACGAGAAGGGCCUCGGGCGCUUGCUUGCCGCUUCGCCUCCGCCCCCAGAGCAGCUGGCGCCGUUGGAAGAAGCCUGA
Molecule: messenger RNA, 693 nt
Organism: Symbiodinium natans
Lineage: Eukaryota; Dinophyceae; Suessiales; Symbiodiniaceae
Source: the annotation of a GenBank genome assembly